Messenger RNA from Cicer arietinum (chickpea), 1370 nucleotides. RefSeq names its product B2 protein. Gene Ontology annotation, biological process: response to endoplasmic reticulum stress. NCBI's taxonomy places the organism in Eukaryota, Viridiplantae, Streptophyta, Magnoliopsida, Fabales, Fabaceae. The record is from RefSeq and is a predicted model, not a curated record.
CAACCUUAUUAAACUCGUUACUCUUUCACUUUCUCUCUCUCACACACUGGCGUCUUCAAGUUUCACAGCGAAGUCGUAAUAGAAAAUGGACAACAUGCACAGCUUCUGGCAGUUAGGUGAUGAGCUUCGUGGCCACUCAAAAGCAUCUGAGGAUCACAAAUGGUUAAUGGUUGCUUCCAAGUUGGCUGAGCAGAGAUCAAAGGCUGAGCGUUUUAACAACCUUGAUCUUUCAAAGGGUCCCAUUGAGACAAGGCCAAGGGAUAAAUUUGGGUUCCAGGAAGAGAACAAAUUUGACACUCUUAACUUGAGCAUGUUAAACCUGGACACUAAAUUUACUGAAAAUAUGAGCAAAAGCUCGCUUCGGAAUGGUGUUUAUAAUAUGAAUGCAGUGUACCAGAAAAGCAAUGCAAACUUGGUAGGUAACAUGAAUGGUAGCAAGUAUAGCGGUAAUGUUCAGCUCAACAAAGACCCCCACAACAACAAUAACAACAACAAUGAAAACAACACAAGUGCUACCGACAAAAGGUUUAAGACCUUGCCUGCAGCAGAGACACUCCCACGCAAUGAGGUGCUUGGAGGAUAUAUCUUUGUCUGUAACAAUGACACAAUGCAGGAAGACUUAAAACGCCAGCUAUUUGGUUUGCCACCAAGGUAUCGAGAUUCUGUCAGGGCAAUAACACCAGGAUUACCAUUAUUUCUUUAUAACUAUACUACCCAUCAGCUUCAUGGCAUUUUUGAGGCAGCAAGUUUUGGGGGCUCAAACAUAGAUCCAACUGCAUGGGAGGAUAAAAAAUGCAAAGGCGAGUCAAGGUUUCCAGCUCAGGUAAGAAUCCGUGUCAGGAAAGUUUGCAAGGCACUGGAAGAAGAUUCAUUCAGGCCAGUAUUGCACCACUAUGAUGGUCCAAAGUUUCGCCUUGAGCUGUCAGUUCCAGAGACCUUGGAUCUAAUGGACCUAUGUGAACAAGCUGGUUCCGCAGCCUAAGCAAACAUCGGAAUAUGCGAAAUAAUAGAUAGGUUUCAGUGUGCCUGCUGUGUGCUUUUGGCAGAUUUUCCAUGAAGCGUAAGCUUGGAAAGUAGUUUGUUUGGCAGAUCAUCUUUGGAUAACAUGUUUGAGAGUUUGAGCCAUGCUGAAUAAAUGUUGUGGUGUUCGCCGAAGAUGCUUUGUAGCUGUUGCAUUACAUUUAAUACCAUCUUAUAUGAUUGAUUGCUGUGGUAUCAUAGAGAUGAUUGUUUGUACUGUUAAAGUAAAGUAUUUCUGUUAAACCUGAAGAGAAAAAAAUAUAUGUAAAAUCCCUGUAUUCCUGUACUCUUAUAAUUGAUCGUUCUAAGCGAUAUUUUGUUUCAUAUAUCCUAUCAAGAUGAUUGAGGAA